Bicyclus anynana (squinting bush brown) is the source of this 586-nucleotide messenger RNA. RefSeq lists its product as uncharacterized. NCBI's taxonomy places the organism in Eukaryota, Metazoa, Arthropoda, Insecta, Lepidoptera, Nymphalidae. The record is from RefSeq and is a predicted model, not a curated record. The transcript is spliced from 3 exons. Bases 42 to 512 code for a protein of 156 amino acids.
ACAUGGUGUGUUCGUUUUUACUUGAUAAUUGAGUGACGUAAAUGGAAAGUGUUGCGUGGAACAUCGUGGCAGGUCAUACCGAGCGGUUAGGUUUUAGCCGGUUGUGCCCCGCCAAGGUGACCGACCGAAGAAUCGACCUGUCACAUUCUUACGCAACGAUCAACAUUAAGGCAUUAACUAAGCUCACUUCAUUUGCAUUGCCAGCCGUCACGAUGUGGCUGCGUGUUGUUUGUCUGUUAGUGGCGGUGGCGGCAUCUGUGUGUGCGUACGACCCCGAGGAUGGUGAACUGAAGAAUGUGCUGCCAUCUGACGGCCAGUUUGAAGCGUUCUACCCGCGCAAGACGCAAGGUGUGCCAAACGGUUCGUCGCGCCCUGCGCACGGUCACGGCAGCUUCUAUAAACAUCGCAACCCGGCACUAGUGGAUGUGAAAAAUGCAGCCGCAUACGGUUUCAGAUUCGAUGUGCAACAAUAUCGGACCGGCGCAGAAAAUGCAUCCAGGGCGUGGUCCUAGCCCAGCCUGUGUGGUGUUGCUCUCCUACAGACAAUAGUUUUCCACAUUAAAGUAAUAAAUAAUAAUAAAAUCGU